GGAGGAUACCGAGGAGGAUACCGAGGAUAUUCUUCUAUAGACCCUAGGGCGUCGAACGAACAAGUGACUGCCUUUCAACAAAGCACCUCGCGCGCGAAUCUCGCGUACGAGGUAGGCAUGGUGGGAGCAAGCAUCGAGGCGGAUGGGAGAGCCCGAUCAUCCCAUGACCUGGAGCCAGGAGGCGGGCAGUGGAGGAAGAGAUGGAAAGCGGUGCGUCGUGCGGAUUCAUCUGGACGACAAGCUGAAAUCCUUGUUCCACAAACUCGGCCAUCCCGAGCAAGACUGUUUAUCACAACGAGUACAACCACGAGCUCACUGAGCUUGGGGAUGGAGUGGUUUUUCGCCGCUAGGCCAUCCCUACAGGCAGGCUACAUCUAUUAGAAUAUACUCCCACAUAAGGGAAAUCACAGUCUAUACAGACUCUUUUCCAUGACUGUUGUUGUGUGUUGUUGUGUAUACUCUAACACAACGAGUUAGCUGUCUAUACCGACUCUUUCCCAAUCCACGACUAUUCCUAUAUGUAUUCGCUUAGCUUUAUGGGAUAGGACGUUAAAAUUAUACAUGUAUAGAUGAAUACAUACAUACUAUAUAUUCCCAGUCCAUAUCCAGAUA
Messenger RNA from Bipolaris maydis ATCC 48331, 612 nucleotides. NCBI's taxonomy places the organism in Eukaryota, Fungi, Ascomycota, Dothideomycetes, Pleosporales, Pleosporaceae. The record is from RefSeq and is a predicted model, not a curated record.